Messenger RNA from Linnemannia hyalina, 927 nucleotides. The record is from the annotation of a GenBank genome assembly. Lineage: Eukaryota; Fungi; Mortierellomycota; Mortierellomycetes; Mortierellales; Mortierellaceae.
AUGUCAGAGUCGACAAUAAUUGAACACGACGGGAUCCGCUACCGCGUCCGCGUCUCAGUCGGCACCACAGCCAGUACAUCCCCAAAAGACAUGCACAUCCUAAACGUCAACGAUGUCUCAAACCCCUUCAUGGUCGAAACGGACGAGUUUGUGGGCCAUGUGGCUUUCAUGAUCAAGGGUCAGGAUCAGAUUUGGGGAUAUAAAGCAGGACAAAAUCAGGAUGGUCUUAAACCUGUACCUGACAGCAAGUGGUUCGAGAAUGCUGCCAAGGCUGGAAGGGGGGAGAAUAUUAAUUGUUUACAGAUCGUCGGGCGCUUUAAGCGGGAGUGGACGGGAGAUCAAGUCGUCUUUGCAACCGUGUUUGAAAGGCCCCUGAAACUCCCACCCUUCACAUCCGUCGCGCUCAAAUUCAUCAAGGCAAUAUACACCGGCCUUCAAGUCGACGUCUGCUGCCCCCAACCCUACUUUAUCGGCCAACUCCUCAACUCGGCCGACACCGUUCAGGUCACACCCGUUUCCUCCACCCUCCUCCUCAACGGCGAAUACAAGGACAAGAACAUCCCUCAAUGGGCCUCAUACCAUGGCGAGAUCCUGGUCGAGAACACAAGCCUAGUGAUCCCACCGGAGGAAAUCAAGAAGCGGCCCAAGCUGAGUACCAAUCCUAUAGCGCGACGACAACACUUUUCAAAGGCUAAACACUAUUCCAAUCAUCGGUACUUGACGGAUCAUGUUUAUGGGUUUGAGCUGUUCAACCCGUUCUUGGAUUGCGCGAGGUUUUCAGUCAAGCUGGCUGGAUUCAACAUUGACCUCCUCAAGUAUUUCAACGGACAGCCACUGACAUACUCAAUCAGGACCCAGGAUGCAUCUGUGACAUUUCUCACCUUUGUCAUCGACCUCGUACCUGUCGAAGAACUCGCCACCGUGUAG